GACAUUUGAGUAAUGCUCUUCCGAUAUGGACGGCAAAGUGAAGUCUGGACAUGUUGUAUUAAAGGCAGGAGUAAUGAGAACGAAACAGAAAAGAUGGUGUAUCUUUUACAAUAAAAACGAAGAUGAGCAGAUUUUAGAAUUUUAUGAUAAUGUCGAAGAUGCAAAGAAGAAUUCAAAGCACAAGAAGACCUUUCACUUAAAACAAGUAAAAAGUAUCGACACUGUGAAUAAGUCAAGCAGUAAAGAUUACUACAUAGAUAUUCAUAUGAAAAAGGAAAGACUGACUCUGUGCUUUGAAUGUGAGGCAGACUUAGAGGAUUGGAGCACAGUACUGCAGAAUUAUGUUAAUGUCAUAUCCCCAGAUGGGGGAUCUGGUGCCAAUAUGGCUGACGAAGAUGAAGAUAGAUCAACAUUUAAAGCAAACAUGCUGUAUGAGACUUCAGAAGAUACUAUUAUAUUUGAUGUGAUGAUUGAACCAACUCCUGCUUCCGAGAAGAAAUGCCUGGAGCCGGACAAGUCUUAUCGUCUCCUGGUCACUAUGACAAAUAUUGCUUUGGAAGAUCCCACCAGGGAAGAAGAACCACUUUUGUACCGUUGGAUGUUUGAAUACAUACGAUCCUAUGGAACUUCAAAAAGCACUGGCCUGUUUACCAUAACUGCUGGUCGCCGUUCAGAAACUGGCGAAGGGGAAUUCUCGUUCAAAGUUGCCCAUCCUAAAGCUGUUGACCAGGCUAUAGAUCUACAAACCCAGCGAAAAUUUAAUUUAAAACUUCAGCAACAACAUUCUAAAGUUGAGGAUAUAGAAACUAGUUCAGAAAAUUUGCGUACAUCAACUUCAUCGAAGCGACCUAAAAGUGGUCUCCCAUCAGGAAAUGGUGCUGAAGCUCUUUCAAGGUCAAGUCUCAAAAGUGCUGGUAAGACAGAACAAUUCCAAAAGGAAUUAUCUGCAAGUAUUGCUGCAAGGCAACCAAUAGAUAAACAGAAAUCCAAUAAGAAACAUGAGGAGAAGGAAAAAAAAGAGGAUAAAGAAAAAAAGGAGGAAAAGGACAAGAAAGAUGAUAAGAAAGGAAGUGGUUUCCAUUUAUUUGGGAAGAAAAAAGAUAAAAAAAUGAAAGAACAAGAAAAAGAAAGUAUUGAAACUAAACCAUUACAACAAAAGCAAAAAGCUUCCUUUGAUGAUCAUAUUUAUGAUGAAGCAGUUCCACAAAUUCGACCAGUGUUGGCUUCUGGUGAUUCAUGUUUCUACUCUGAUGUACAAAAAAAGCCUGGAAAUUGGAAAACUCAUGGUCAAAGAUCGUCUGAAAUACAUGUCGAAAAUUAUGGUACCUUAGCAGAGGCAGCUAAAGAGACCAGAAAAUCUGGACAUAAGCAAAUCCCUCUUCCAUCGAGCAAUGACGAUGAUGAUGAUAACAUGUACGACUCUUUGAGUCCAAAAGGAGUUGAAAAACUGCCGGGUAAAGCUGCAGAGGAAGGUCUCUAUGGCACCAGCAGUGGUCGAUUACUGGAGGAUAUUUCACCCAGAAGUGAGGAAGAAGAAACUUAUGAUGAUGCAGUUUCAUUUCAGUCAAGAAAACCACAGAUCAACUAUGAUGAUGAAGCAGCUGAAUAUGAAACUGUUGAUAUUUGAUAGACUCUAGGGCUAAUCGAAGAUAUAGCUUCAGUUAGGUUUGAGAAUACAACAAUGUCAGCAUUCUUCACUUCAGUGUGAAUUGUCAACAAUUAUGAAUAUGGUCACAUCUAUUCAGUAAGAAUCCUGUGAUUAAUUAUCAUCCCUACCCCACUCCCAUUUCAGCACAUUGAAAAAGAUGCAUGGUGAUAACAGUUAAUGUUUUUUUUCAAUUAUUAUUAUGUUGAAGGUCUUUAGAUAGGUUUAACUUUCUGGAUUAUAGAUACAUGAAACAAAAUCAUAUAUUCUUUUCCAGUCUGAAUUAUUCUGAUAUACUGUAAACCAUUUUUUCAUUGACUUCAAACCCAUAUAUAAUAGAAAAGUG
Ylistrum balloti is the source of this 1991-nucleotide messenger RNA. RefSeq lists its product as uncharacterized. Gene Ontology annotation, cellular component: cytoplasm. Lineage: Eukaryota; Metazoa; Mollusca; Bivalvia; Pectinida; Pectinidae. The coding region runs from base 26 to 1627 and encodes 533 amino acids. The transcript is spliced from 3 exons. Gene Ontology annotation, biological process: cell surface receptor protein tyrosine kinase signaling pathway. The record is from RefSeq and is a predicted model, not a curated record.